Molecule: messenger RNA, 2479 nt
Organism: Neocloeon triangulifer
Lineage: Eukaryota; Metazoa; Arthropoda; Insecta; Ephemeroptera; Baetidae
Gene: Pgm2a
Product: phosphopentomutase
Exons: 12
Coding region: 286-2088 (600 amino acids)
Biological process (GO): carbohydrate metabolic process; purine ribonucleoside salvage
Molecular function (GO): magnesium ion binding; phosphopentomutase activity
Source: RefSeq, a predicted model, not a curated record
UACAAGAAGAGGCUCCUCCCUCCUCCCCCUUUGUUUAAUUUUGCUGCGGGGACGAGAGGAGUCGCACACACCGAAGCCUUUGCUGUACAAUUUGGCAAUCAAAACUGAAACUUGGGAAAUUUUUUAAGCACCAGUGUUUUAUUGUCGCGCAGAGCACUCUUGCUGCCUUCUACAGACCGCAAAGAUACAAACGUACCCAGUGAUUGCACAGCAGGUGUCAUUAAAAGGACUUCCGCGAAAUCAAUUAAAAGAAAACGUUCUCAGGCCGACCGAGUGUUCGAGAUCAUGGAAACUUCGAUGGCUCUCUCCGACAAAAUCAACGAGUGGCUUGAGUGGGACAAGAAUGACAACACCAAGUCUGAGGUGAAAAAGUUGUUGACAGCAGGCGAUAAUGAAAAAUUGGAGAAGCUGCUUUUGGCCCGUUUGGAGUUCGGGACAGCAGGUCUCCGAGGCAGAAUGGGUCCCGGCUAUUCACAGAUGAAUGACCUAGUCAUCAUCCAGACUAGCCAAGGGCUUGCUUCGUACAUCAGGUCAUGCAAUGACCAGUCGACAAAGCAGGGAGUGGUCAUCGGCUUCGACGGUCGACACAACAGCCGAAGGUUUGCCGAGCUGGCUUCUCUUGCUUUUCUGCAAAAGGACAUCCCUGUUUAUCUGUACUCGCAGCUGUGUCCUACCCCGUUUGUUCCUUUUGCCGUCAACCUGUUUGGCUGUGCUGCAGGUGUGAUGGUCACUGCCUCCCACAAUCCAAAAGAUGACAAUGGAUACAAAGUCUACUGGGAGAAUGCGGCCCAGAUCAUAUCUCCGCAUGACAAAAACAUCCAGAACAGUAUUUUGAAUAAUCUGACGCCGUGGGAAAAAGCAUGGGAUACAAGUAGCUUGCAAAGCUACCCUUCACUUCAGGAUCCACUUUCAAAGGUUAUGAAGGAAUACUACGCAAAAUUAUCUGAAGGUGUGCACGAUCGCCACAGCAAUGAAUCGAGCUCUACGAAAAUCGUCUAUACUGCCAUGCAUGGAGUUGGGUACACAUACAUGGUCGAGGCUUUCAAAGUCGCAGGAUUUAAACCAUUUGUGUCAGUCAAAGAACAGCAGGAUCCCGAUCCAGAAUUUUCUACCGUUGACUUUCCCAAUCCCGAAGAAGGACAAAGUGCCCUUGAUUUGGCCUUCCAAACUGCUGACAGGGAAGGGUGCACUUUGAUCUUGGCCAACGACCCUGACUCGGACCGCUUGGCUGCUGCAGAGCAAGGCCCAGGAGGAGAAUGGCAUGUGUUCAGUGGAAACGAGCUCGGUGCUCUGCUUGGAUGGUGGACGCUCUACAGCUAUCGUACUAAAAACCCCAAAGCUGACAUGAGCAAAAUCUACAUGUUAGCCAGCACUGUCUCCUCCAAACUUCUCAGGUCCAUGGCCAAAAAAGAAGGAUUUAAUUUUGUGGAAACUUUGACUGGCUUCAAAUGGAUGGGCAACAAGGCAAUAGAACUAGAAGCUCAGGGAAACACUGUUUUGUUUGCCUACGAAGAAGCCAUUGGCUUUAUGUGCGGAACGACUGUUGUUGACAAAGACGGGAUAUCUGCUGCCGUUCGAGCAGCUGAGCUGGUUGCUUACCUCGACCAGGAGGGCUCCACUUUAUUGAAAAAACUCAACGAAAUCUACACUCAGUACGGAUAUCAUAUCAGUCUUAACUCUUACUACUUGUGUUACGAUCCUGUUACCAUCAAGACGUUGUUUGACAAACUGAGGACGAUUGAAGGAAAAACUGAUUCAUAUCCACAGUCAAUCCUGAAUGGGAAAUACAAAAUAGUCGGAGUUCGUGAUCUCACCACAGGAUUUGAUUCUACUCAGCCUGACAAUAAAGCGAUCCUGCCAGUGUCCCGUUCCAGUCAAAUGAUCACUUUAGAAUUUGAAAAUGGUUUAGUAACUACGCUUCGCACCAGUGGAACGGAGCCAAAAAUCAAAUACUACACAGAACUCUGUGCCUCUCCGCAGCAGCAGGACAAAGAGGCGCUGCACAAAAUCCUCCAAGAGAUGGUUGACGCAAUUUGCAACGAAUUACUGCAGCCAAGCGUGUACGGUUUGAAACCCAGACCCACCUGAGUGGUUUUUUGCUUCAAGGGAAGGUCAGUCACAAAAAUCUCUCGUCGUAAUUACGCCAGACUAUUGACAUAGUCUAGUCUACUUUUUGUGGAUAUAUUGCUAAAGUAACUUUUUAAAUUUUAUUAACUAUGAUGAUAUACAAAAGUUCAAAAUGAAUAACUAAUCAGCUAGGCGACUUAAAUUAAGUAAGUUUGAAACUGACAAUUAAUCAUUCCAAUGUGUUUAUUUUGUGAUCGGAGAAAUACAAAUUAGCUUGUAGAUUAGGCAAUACAAUUUUGAUAUUAACCAUUUCAGCAACUAGACAUUGCUGCAAAAAGAAAGAACUUAGAUUUGAUCAAUUUCCGACUUGUGUAUUUAUUAAGCUGAAAAAUAAAAAUAAUAUUCUAAUGGA